Molecule: messenger RNA, 1159 nt
Organism: Phoenix dactylifera (date palm)
Lineage: Eukaryota; Viridiplantae; Streptophyta; Magnoliopsida; Arecales; Arecaceae
Product: 14-3-3 protein 6-like
Source: RefSeq, a predicted model, not a curated record
GCACCCCCCCCCCCCUCUUCUCUCUCUCUCUGUCGUCUCUUUGUCAUUUUUCUCUCCACGCCUUCCUGCAUUUCCACUCCACUUAUUUUCUCUUUCUUGGCAUCGAAAUUCCGGCGAUGGCGGCGGCGACGAGGGAGGAGUACGUGUACAUGGCGAAGCUGGCGGAGCAGGCGGAGCGGUACGAGGAGAUGGUGGAGUUCAUGGAGAGGGUCACGGCGACAUUGCCGGAGGGUGUGGAGCUCACGGUGGAGGAGCGAAACCUCCUCUCCGUUGCCUACAAGAACGUCAUCGGCGCCCGCCGGGCCUCGUGGCGGAUCGUCUCGUCCAUCGAGCAGAAGGAGGAGAGCCGCGGCAACCAGGACCACGUCGCCGCCAUCCACGACUACCGCGGCCGGAUCGAGGCUGAGCUCACCAACAUCUGCAACGGAAUCCUCAAGCUUUUGGAUUCUCGCCUCGUCCCCUCCGCCGCCACGGCCGACUCCAAGGUCUUCUACCUCAAGAUGAAGGGGGACUACCACCGCUACCUCGCCGAGUUCAAGAUCGGAUCCGACCGCAAGGACGCCGCCGAAAAUACCCUCAACGCCUACAAGUCCGCCCAGGAUAUAGCGUUGGCGGAGUUGGCACCGACGCAUCCAAUCCGGCUGGGGCUGGCGCUCAAUUUCUCGGUGUUCUACUACGAGAUCUUGAAUUCUCCUGACAGGGCUUGUUCUCUUGCCAAGCAGGCUUUUGAUGAAGCAAUUGCUGAACUGGAUACUCUUGGAGAGGAAUCAUACAAGGAUAGCACGCUGAUCAUGCAGCUUCUCCGUGACAACCUUACCUUGUGGACUUCAGAUAUGCAGGAUGAUGGGGCAGAUGAGAUCAAAGAGACAACCAAACAUGAGGAUGAGCAGUAGCUAGUAAAAAAAUGUCUUCCACUACUGCUCUUUGUGAUUCUUAGGUGUUUCAGCUUGCAGAUUGACCACCAUCUUCUUUACCAAGUCUUUUUUUUUUCUUCUUUUUCUUUUUUUCCUGGCUUGUGUUUUAGAAAAUCCUUCCUGUUUCAUGUCUCUUCUGCUGGUGUUGUUUGCAUCUGACAAUGCUAAAAAAAUUGCUAUCUUAUGUUUGGCCUUGGAAGUUCCCCUCGUUUAUGAGAUAUGCUGGUUGCAUUGCUUAUAUAAUA